Cyprinodon tularosa is the source of this 1945-nucleotide messenger RNA. RefSeq names its product potassium channel subfamily K member 13. Gene Ontology annotation, molecular function: potassium ion leak channel activity. Gene Ontology annotation, cellular component: membrane. The record is from RefSeq and is a predicted model, not a curated record. NCBI's taxonomy places the organism in Eukaryota, Metazoa, Chordata, Actinopteri, Cyprinodontiformes, Cyprinodontidae. The coding region runs from base 146 to 1501 and encodes 451 amino acids. Gene Ontology annotation, biological process: stabilization of membrane potential; potassium ion transmembrane transport. The transcript is spliced from 2 exons.
UUACAAUGAAAUCAUCGAAGCAGUCCUCAGUAGAUUCUUCCCUAUGAAGCUUUUCAGACUAAAAGUUGAAUGUCUCACUGACUGAUUUGACACAAAUGCAGUUAGAUUGUGUCUGAUUUGGGAGCACUGGCAGGGGUGGAGGUGCAUGCUUCUGCAGUGGUCUCUCUGUGCAUCUGCUGUGCACAUGGCUCAGAGGAGGGCUGCAGGUGGCUGCUGCUGCUGCUGCUCCCGGGCUCCCCUGAACGAAGACAACGCUCGUUUCUGUCUGCUGGCCAGCCUCAUCUUUCUCUACUUGCUGUGCGGAGCGGCCAUCUUCUCGGCUCUGGAGCAUCCCUUCGAAGUGCGUGCCCGGCUCCUCUGGAAACAGCAGCUGGAGAACUUUACCAGGCGGUACCGUGUCAACCUGGGUGCCCUACACACACUGCUGCGGCAAUAUGAGCAGGCGAAUGGAGCCGGGAUCAGAGUGGACACACUAAGGCCACGCUGGGACUUUUCUGGAGCCUUCUACUUUGUAGCGACAGUUGUCUCUACUAUUGGUUUUGGGAUGACCACACCAGCGACCAUUGCUGGAAAGAUAUUCCUCAUCUUCUAUGGCCUCAUCGGCUGUGCAGCCACCAUCCUAUUCUUUAACCUAUUCCUGGAAAGGAUCAUCACCAUGUUGGCAUACAUUAUGCGUUGGUGUCAUGAGCGGCGGCUAAGGUGUGGAGGAGCCGGUGUGAUGUCAAGCAGAGAGGAGUCAUCUGAAGAGGAGGACAGCCUGGAAGGCUGGAAACCGUCAGUCUAUUACGUCAUGCUGAUUCUGGGACUUGCAUCUGUCCUGAUUGCCUGCAGUGCCUCUACCCUCUACAGCUCCAUGGAGAACUGGAGCUACGUGGACUCUCUCUACUUUUGCUUUGUGGCGUUCAGCACCAUCGGCUUUGGAGACCUUGUGAGCAGUCAGAGAGAGCGCUACGAAUCUCAAGGCGCCUACCGACUUGGGAACUGCCUUUUCAUCUUAAUGGGAGUCUGUUGCAUAUACUCUCUUUUCAAUGUCAUUUCCAUCAUCAUCAAGCAAACUCUUAACUGGAUCUUGAGUAAGCUAGUCUGCUCAGGGCAAUGUAAGCUCUCUUCCUGCCCCUGCCUUCGAAUCAAAAACCAAAACCAGAGGCGUCCAGUUGCCCGCCGCGUGAAGCGCAACGCCGUGCAGCCCGUCACCACCCAGUGCCCCGUAGGCAGACAGCACUACAUGGAUGGGUCUGUGGAAACUGUCUGUGACAGUGAGACGGAUGCUGGCGCAGGGGCAGAAGUACAGCUGGGGCGCCGUCUAUCUGGAGAGAUGAUAUCUGUGAAUGAGUUCAUGGUGUCUAAUAAGGUGUCUCUGGCACUGCUGCAGAAGCAGCUGAGUGAAACCGCUCACCAAGGGCCACGGCAGAGCUACGGGCACCAAAACGGAUUCUCUGGUGGGGUGGGGGCUUUGGGGAUUAUGAACAAUCGCCUACAGGAAACCAGUGUGGACAGAUAGCAUCCUUUCUAGCUUCUUAGAGAAUCAUUAGCUCGCCCUACCUGUGUUGCAAAACCAAAUUAUGUGACUCCUGACUGUUUUUGUCCAAACUGCUGUAGAUUAGCUCAUUACUGAAAGCAGCAGACCUCAUAAACUCUGCAACAGUAUAAGGGAUUAUUUUAUUUGCAAAGGUAAGGAAAAAGGAGAAAAAAGAAGACUUAAAAGGAGGAGGGGUCUGAUUUCCUGAAGUGACUGACUCAUACCAAAGCAAUCAAGCUAAAGAAGUGUUGAAGGACCACUUAAAGGAGGCUGCUGAUUUGAAGAAUGCUGCACAUGUUGCUCAACCUCAUAAAACAGAUAUCAGGCUGUAGUAUAUAUCAGUGUAUGUAUAAACAUGGCAUCCAAAAGGCUUCUUAGUUAGUGGUUAUGUAAAACAACUAAGUGUGACCUAUAUUUAAACAACUA